AUGUGCAACGGAUUUGAACCAAAUUGUCCACCUCGUUCCUACUGCUACAUAACUACCGGUGGAUUCGCCUCUGAAGAGUACAACUGCUGCAAAUCGUGGUAA
Molecule: messenger RNA, 102 nt
Organism: Haemonchus placei
Lineage: Eukaryota; Metazoa; Nematoda; Chromadorea; Rhabditida; Trichostrongylidae
Source: the annotation of a GenBank genome assembly